This is a messenger RNA of Acanthopagrus latus (yellowfin seabream), 1477 nucleotides long. RefSeq names its product histidine triad nucleotide-binding protein 3-like. Bases 63 to 992 code for a protein of 309 amino acids. Gene Ontology annotation, molecular function: catalytic activity. NCBI's taxonomy places the organism in Eukaryota, Metazoa, Chordata, Actinopteri, Spariformes, Sparidae. The transcript has 10 exons. The record is from RefSeq and is a predicted model, not a curated record.
CUGACGUACCUUUUAUAGGAAGCGACAGACCGCCGAGGUGAGGAAGGAGGGGGGCAGCCGGGAUGGCAGCUUCAGGGGAAGAAGUAGUUGAAAGUUGUAUUUUCUGUUUGAUAGCCAACGACAGAGACAGAGAAACGAAAAUCAUUAAAAAGACUAAGGAGCUGGUGUGUUUUAGAGACAUUUACCCUGCUGCUCCCCAUCAUUACCUGGUCAUACCCGUACAGCACAUAGUCAGCUGCCACUCCCUGCACAGGGGACACAUCGGCCUCGUAAAACAGAUGGCUGAGUUUGGGAAAGCCGUGCUUCGAGAUAUGAACGCUGAUAUGAACGACAUAAGCCUGGGCUUCCACCAACCUCCCUACACCUCAGUCGAUCACCUCCAUCUCCACGUGCUUGCCCCCUCCAGCCGGAUCUCAGAGUACCUGGGCUAUAAAUUCAAUCCAAAGAGUAGCCGUUUUGUAACUGACAAACAUCUGCUGAAGCAUCUGAAGAGUAAAGAUCCGCCGGUCAAAGGUUUCAAAAGGAAAGCUCUGAAAACACCGAUGGAGACUCGGGACGCUUCUGGGAGCGAAGAUUGUCCUUUCUGCCGAAUAGCGCAGGGCCAGACCGACGCAGAGAUCCUGCUCAGCGAUGACGAGCUGCUCUGUUUCCGUGACAUGAAGCCUGGCGCCACACAUCACUACCUCGUCGUUACCAGGACGCACAUCGACAACUGCAAAAGUCUCCAGGAGGGAGACAUACCUCUGGUGGAGCGGAUGGUAGAAAUGGGAAGAACUGUGCUGGAGAAGAAUAAAGUCAGCAACCUAGAUGACGUCAGAUUUGGGUUCCACAUCCCGCCGUUCUCCUCCGUUCCGCACCUCCACCUCCACGCUCUGGCUCCAGCCAGUACGAUGGGCUUCAAGUCGCAGCUACGCUACGGGCCGCAGAGUCACUGGUUCAUCACAGUGGACAAAGUGCUUUCUCAGUUGAAGAUUCGUGGCAAAGUCAACUGAAGCCUUUCAAAGUCUGUCUUUUGUUUUUACACUGUUAAUUUAUUGGCAUUUUUGCCUCAAUGAAUGCGAUUUUGAAAAUGUUUAUGAUGAUAUUUUAUUGUUGUGAUGAUAUGUAUUUUUUCUAUGCUGUUUGCUGAUUCAGCUGCGGUGAAAAGUGCAAAAGGUCUCUUUUUGUUUUGAGGAUGGAAGCUGUUAAAUUUCAAACUUUGAACUUUAACGUGUCGAAUGAUGGUGAAUAAUCAACGAGGAGAGAAUUACAGCUUUUAGGAUGUCUUUUUUUUUUACAUAAAACACUUUUAAUACUAACUUGAGAAUUCAUUACACAUAUCAGAAUCAAUUUAAUUAUUAUUUUCACUAUUUUAAGUCAGUGUUUAUCAAGAAGGACAAUUAUACUUGCACAUAUUGUUGACGUGUGUUUGUGUAUAUGACAUCUUUUAAUUGUAAUUAAAAUGUAAAGAAUCACAAAUAAAACUAUACAUACUAUA